AGUCAACGAAGAAGCAUCUCGAGAGAAGAAAUUGAUACAAAACUUGAAAACGAAUUUCCUGAUUGGUUCGAGAAAUAUAUAGACGAUGAGGUUGUCGAAGAAGAAGAAGAAGAACUUAUAGUUGAAUCUGAAAUGGAAGACGACUUUGUAUCGAAUCUAAAUGAAGAUUUAUAUGAUUCUAGAAUUAUCUAUAGCAUGAGAACCACAACAAGGGGUGGAGGUCAUAAGACUCUUGCAGCAGCACUUCGGGCAAUGUCUCAAGACGAUGAUUCUGAUGAAGAGCACGAUCAGACUCCAUCACCUCAUGGGCAGAGAGGUGGCCCUGUACGACGAGGAGGACAUACAUCUAGGUCGAGCAUGCCAAAUCGUUUGUCAUCACCUCCAUCAAGCAAUAGGCCACACACGCCUAACAUAAUACUGCAUCCACCAUCAUUUACUCCACCUGAUCCUUUCCAUGGUGCGACACCAUUGACAUUAGAUGCAUCAUCAGAUGAUCCAUUGCAUGAUGUGCUACCAUCUCCUGUCACUUCACCAUCUCAAUUAGGGAGCAUGCUAUCUGCAUCAUCAUCUGUCUGUUCUAGUCUUAUGUGCCGUAUACCAAUUGAAAUUGAAUCUGAUGAA
This is a messenger RNA of Striga asiatica, 621 nucleotides long. NCBI's taxonomy places the organism in Eukaryota, Viridiplantae, Streptophyta, Magnoliopsida, Lamiales, Orobanchaceae. The record is from the annotation of a GenBank genome assembly.